Alnus glutinosa is the source of this 768-nucleotide messenger RNA. RefSeq lists its product as uncharacterized. The transcript is spliced from 2 exons. Bases 1 to 477 code for a protein of 158 amino acids. Lineage: Eukaryota; Viridiplantae; Streptophyta; Magnoliopsida; Fagales; Betulaceae. The record is from RefSeq and is a predicted model, not a curated record.
AUGGAUGAAACUAAUGAUGUGGAUUCUUUGGAAUUUACGCCAGGAAUGAAGUACUCAUUUGCCAGGAUGUGCUGUGAAAACUUUUAUGCCAGGAAAUUAUAUAUUUUCGGAAGGUGGGAAAAACAAAUCCCUAGAUACUUUUCUUCUCAAGCCCUCUCUGCCUCUCACGAUCAGUUCGAUCAGUUUUCUUCUCAAACUUUCUCUGCCUCUCACGAUCAGAUUCUUCUGGUGUCCAAGUUUUGUUGCUCUAUCGCUCUCUCUCACAAAACAUCUCCGGGAAAACGCCACUCCACCGCCGUUGAUCGACGCCGACUGCCCGCUCAGCCCACCAGCUCGCCUCCCUCUAAUCAUUCGAGUAUGGAUCCGAAGGACUUGUUUCUACAAGAGGUGAUGUGUAUAGUUAUGGUAUUUUGCUUAUGGAAACUUUCACAAGAAGGAGACCUACAGAUGACAUGUUUGCGGGAGAAAUCAGCUUAAAAGUGUUGGGUAAAGGAAUCAUCACCCCUUUCAAUAACUAAAGUGGUUGAUGCCAAUUUGUUGAAAACCGAAAGGGAUUGUCCUUGUACAUUGGAUUGCAUAUCAUCUGUAAUGGGAUUGGAAUUGCAGUGUUGUGCAGAGUUUCCUGAACUGAGGGUUGAUGCAAAAAAUAUUUCAGUCACACUCAAGAAUAUCAAAUUGCAGUUUCUAUAGGAUACUGAACGAAGCUAGUAUGAAAGCAUCAAACUUGUCUAUAGCUCUUUCAUGUUUGUGUUUUUAAAAUAAUAUAAU